GUUGAUAUUAUGGAUGAUUAGCAUGUAUGUCUGCAUCAGAAUCAAAUUUAAAGAAACUAGACAUAGAGUAAACACAAGCCAUUCGUUCAUGUACCGGAGCAUUUAAGACACCCCCAGUCAGUAUCUGCACUACAGUCCCUCCAGCUGGAUUCACUUAUUAAAUCUGUGUGAACUACAAUGACUCGCCAUGGAAAGAACUGCACGGCUGGAGCAGUCUACACAUACCACGAGAAAAAGAAAGAUACAGCGGCAUCUGGCUACGGGACACAGAGUAUUCGACUGGGUAAAGAUGCAAUCAAAGACUUUGACUGCUGCUGCCUGUCUCUGCAGCCCUGCCAGGAUCCUGUGCUGACUCCUGAUGGAUACUUGUAUGAAAAACAGGCCAUUCUUGAAUACAUUCUGCACCAGAAGACAGAAAUUGCCAAAAAAAUGAAGGCAUAUGAGAAGCAGAAGCAAGCACAGAAGAGUAACAGCCAGCUUGAGUCCAAGUCAGAGGAAAGAGAGAGAGUGGAGAAGUUCAAAACCAGGGAGAACAGCAUCGUCUCCAAACCCAUCAACCCUUUCACCUCUGGGCAAAGCAAAGGAAGUGAGAAGAGCAGGACAGACAGCAGCUCAGCAGAAUCUUCCAGUGCUGGAAGCAGUUCUGCUGUUCCUUCUUCCAGCCAGAGCCUGCCCAGUUUCUGGAUUCCCUCACUGACACCAGAGGCCAAGCCCACCAUGCUCAAGAAACCAAGUAAGGCUGUGUUAUGUCCCAUGUCAGGACGUCCCAUUAAGAUGAAUGAGCUUAUCAAAGUGCGCUUCACCCCACUGGACCCAAGCCUGGACAGAGUGGCCCUGCUUACCCGCCAGGACAGGUAUGUAUGUGCAGUAACCAGAGAUGUCCUUGGCAACAGUGUCCCCUGCGCUGUUCUACGACAGUCGGGGAUCGUCGUCACACAGGAGUGUGUAGAGAAAUUGAUCAAGAAGGACAUGCUUGAUCCUGUUAGUGGAGACAAACUUUCUGACAAAGACAUCAUACCACUGCAGAGGGGUGGAACUGGCUUCGCUGCCUCUGGGGUUGACCUCCGUGCCAAAGAGGCUCGUCCAGUGAUGCAAGUGUGAGCCGACAGAAGAUCUGAGGAUUGUGGUGUUGUCACAAUGAUUCCAUGUUCUUGUAACAGAUUAUUUCACCCCGCCUCUUGUCAGCUUUCACCUAUUUCAGUGCCCUUUGUUUUUUGCUGAUAUGUUUUCUUCCAAAUGGCAAUUGCAUUUUUUUAAUCCUUUUUUUUGCCACAGUCCAUAAUCAAUGUUUUGUCAGUCAUGUAAAGUGGUUUCCUCCUGAAUAAAUUGGAAAUGUUAUUUCUCCAUUGUUUUUAAAAGGUGAUGACAUCUUCACUGACUGUGUCUAUGUUCUAAGUUAGUUAUCUAAGAUCAUUAUUUCUUUCACUCAGCAGAGCCUUAUGGACACUGAAUACUGAAAGAAAAGUCCAUAAAAAACAACCUGAACCCUCUAUCAAGAUUCAAACCUGCUGUACCUGAUUGAUUUUGCAUCAUGACUGUGUUCAUUUUAAAGCAUAAGAGAAUGCUAUGUUUGGAAAAUGUGUUCUGUAUAAAGUACAAAAUAUUGAAAUUGGUUAGAUCUCCAAAAAAUAAAACCAAAAAUACUAAAUAGUCACACUGCUGCACGGGGUGAAAUCUUUAGACGUAACUGUAAAAAGUAGUGUUAAGAUUGUAACCCUUGUAUGUGGGAAUGCAGCUCUAUUUACAGAGCUUUGCUAGCUAGUUGUGCUACCCUAAUGUGACGACUUGACUUUUUGAGAAAUGCACAAUGUAGCACAAAGUCAGGGGAUUGUGAUUUGUAGCAUGCAAAUUUAAUGCCAAUGACUCCAGUCACCUAUUACAGAGACUGGAAUAUUUAAAAGGCAUUAGAGGAUUUGCAUUAAGCUGGUUUAAGUCCUAUUUAUCAGAUCAAUUUCAGUUUGUAUGUGCAUGAAUCUUCCCUCAGGGUUCAGUGCUUGGGCCAAAACUGUUCACUUUAUGUAUGCUUCCUGAGGAUAAUAUUAUUUGGAAAAACACAUGUUCAUUGUUAUGUAGAUGAUGCAGCCAGAUGAAUCCAAGCAGUUAACUGAAUUCCAAGCAUGCAUUAAGACAUAAAGACCAGGAUGACCUGCAAUUUUUUUGAUUUGAUUGAAUUUUUUUUUUUAAGCUCAGAGAAAACCUUAGUUGUUGAUGUAUUACACAUUACUCGUAAAACAAAAAGUAAUUUGUUACUUUACUUAAUUAUUCCCUGUGGAAAGUAAUCAAUUACUUGUUACAUUACUUUUGCAUAUCUCCAUAGCA
Scomber japonicus (chub mackerel) is the source of this 2319-nucleotide messenger RNA. RefSeq names its product nitric oxide synthase interacting protein (gene nosip). The transcript is spliced from 10 exons. Bases 178 to 1101 code for a protein of 307 amino acids. The record is from RefSeq and is a predicted model, not a curated record. NCBI's taxonomy places the organism in Eukaryota, Metazoa, Chordata, Actinopteri, Scombriformes, Scombridae. Gene Ontology annotation, molecular function: ubiquitin protein ligase activity. Gene Ontology annotation, cellular component: nucleus.